AUCAACCAUGCACCUCCUCAAGAUCGGCGCCCUCCUCGCCCUCGCGCAGACCCUCCGCGCGGCGGAGAUCAAGAUCCGGACGACCAACCCGCCGGCCAACUCGUACGUGUCGCACUGUUCGGUGAUCCUCGAGGACGAGCUGUUCGGCUGCAAGGGCUCGUCGAAGCCGUUCAAGAAGUCGUGCGGCCGCAACACGGGCGUCCAGACCAAGUCCAUCUGCGGCGACGCCUCGGUCACGGUGGACUGGUACAGCGCCGUGCUGACCUUCGAGAGCGCCGACGGCCGCACCGCCAACUGCACGCUGAGCUCGACCGAGACCGAGGGCCACUGCAACACUGACGACCCGGACGCCUUCCCCGUGGAGCAUAACGGGGCCGGGCGGUUGUUGGGGCCGCACACUGUGUUUUGGGGGGUGGCGCCUGUUGUUGCGGGGUUGUUGCUUUGAGUGAGGUUUUCAACCUGGGGUAUUGUUUUGGUGGGAUGUUAAGAUUUGGCUAGGGCUUGUGAACAACGGCAACUGAAGUGUGUGCGGGAAAGUCAGGAAAUCCUCAUCAAGGACAGGACCAGGUGUGGGGUGUGACUCUAGCCACGACAGCACUACAGCUUGGCUACUUUGAGGGAACCGGAACGGGAUCUUAUAUUUCUAUAAUAUUUUUAUCGUGUACUGUACAUAGUCAUAAUGUUGAUAUCCAUUGGGUG
Aspergillus aculeatus ATCC 16872 is the source of this 699-nucleotide messenger RNA. RefSeq lists its product as uncharacterized. The coding region runs from base 8 to 445 and encodes 145 amino acids. The record is from RefSeq and is a predicted model, not a curated record. The transcript is spliced from 2 exons. NCBI's taxonomy places the organism in Eukaryota, Fungi, Ascomycota, Eurotiomycetes, Eurotiales, Aspergillaceae.